This is a messenger RNA of Cynoglossus semilaevis (tongue sole), 2429 nucleotides long. RefSeq names its product cadherin-18. Gene Ontology annotation, molecular function: calcium ion binding; cadherin binding; beta-catenin binding. The record is from RefSeq and is a predicted model, not a curated record. Bases 372 to 2429 code for a protein of 685 amino acids. Gene Ontology annotation, biological process: cell migration; calcium-dependent cell-cell adhesion; cell morphogenesis. The transcript has 9 exons. Gene Ontology annotation, cellular component: catenin complex; plasma membrane; adherens junction. Lineage: Eukaryota; Metazoa; Chordata; Actinopteri; Pleuronectiformes; Cynoglossidae.
ACCUUUCCUGGAGGACCCUACUCUGCCUCAGUUCCUGAGAUGUGUGACGUUGGUAAGACAGGAACAUUUUAGAGGCAGAUUUACUUUUUCUGUGUACAUGUGACCACUGCAAACCCUGUGAGAAGCUGCCCCAAAGAUACGUGCAUCACUAUUAAUUUAAAAUAAAAAAAGGAAAGUAUAUAAGGGAAUAAUUAAAUUUAUUCGACUGUUGCUGUGUAAUGUUUUUAAAACGGUUCUAGGAUGAUUCCACAUCCUUAACUUGGUUGGAACCAUCUUCUACUGAACUAGGACACUCUUGUAAAACAGACUUUUAUUCUCAGUGAGGUUUCCCUUGUUAGAUACACUUCUGAAUGAUAUGAAACUCAGUUUAAAUGGUCAGUGCAAAUCACACAUCAUCAAUUUGUGUUUUUCUUUACGCCUUUGCAGGAACAUCAGCUUUCCACAUAACGGCCUCUGAUGCAGAUGACCCAAGCUACGGUAACAGUGCCAAAAUACUUUACAGCAUCCUGGAAGGAGAGCCCUAUUUUUCUGUCGACGCCAAGACAGGUGUCAUCCGUACAGCCGUGUCUAACUUGGAUCGUGAGACCAGGGAUCAUUAUGCCGUAGUGAUCCAGGCCAAAGACAUGGCUGGCUCUGUGGGAGGACUGUCUGGAUCCACUACUGUUAACAUCAAUAUUACUGAUGUCAAUGACAAUCCUCCCAAGUUCACACAGAAGAGUUACCAGCUGUAUGUACCUGAGCUUGCUGCAGUUGGGAAAACAGUGGGUCGAAUCAGAGCCAGUGAUGAAGACGAAGGCCAGAAUGCAGAAAUGACCUACAGCAUAACGAAUGCAGAUGCAGCAGCCAUCUUUGCCAUAACCACAGAUGACGAUGGCAGGGAGGGGAUCAUUUCUCUAAAGCAGCCUUUGAACUACGAGAAAAAGAAAGUACACACACUCAACAUUGAAGGCUACAACACUCACAUAGACUCACGUUUCUUCCACCUCGGACCGUUUAAAGAUUUUACAUCGCUACGUGUCAUUGUUGGAGAUGUGGACGAGCCUCCUGUCUUUUCUAUGGAUUACUACAUAAUGGAUGUGUAUGAGAACUCACCUGUUGGUACCCAGGUCGGCACUGUCACAGCUAUGGAUCCAGAUAGCACCAACAGCCCUUUAAGGUACUUCUUGAACAAUGAAGACAGACCCCUGUAUUUUACAAUUGGAGUAAACAGCGGCAUUGUCAGAACGACUAAGGUCCUCGACCGAGAGGAAAAGUCGUGGCAUAACAUCACAGUGACGGCUGCAGAAGUCGAUAAUCCACAUAUGGUGAGCCAUGUCAUUGUCACGAUUCAGGUUCUGGAUGUCAACGACAACAUUCCCUUCAUCUAUGGAGGCAACAGUGCUGUUACAGUGUGUUCAAGCACCAAAAAUGGACAGGUAGUUCAGACCAUCCGAGCGGCAGACCUGGACAACUUUGCAAACGGGAAGUUCUCCUUUUAUGUGCCUACUGAGAACCAGUUCAAUUCAAGUUUUAUGGUGAAGGACAACGGAGACAGUACUGCCAGUAUCAUAUCCCGUCGCCCUGAGGGCUUUGGCCAGUAUCGAGACCAGUUCUUUAAUUUGGUGAUGGUGGUGGCAGAUGGUGGCGAGCCCUCGCUGAGCAGCACCACCACACUCUUCUUGAGAGUUUGUGAUUGUCAGAAGAACCCCCGGGGUCGCAGCAGCAACACCUGUCAGAGCCAGGCCUUCUUGUCCUCUGCUGGCCUCAGCACUGGGGCCUUUGUGGCCAUAAUGUUGUGCAUUCUCAUUCUAUUAGCCAUAGUACUUUUGUUCACACUACUACGAAAUAAAAAAACACAAAAAGAGACAUUGAUUCUGUCAGAAGAGGACAUCAGAGAAAAUGUGGUCACAUAUGACGAUGAGGGAGGUGGCGAAGCAGACACGGAGGCCUUUGACAUUGCUGCCCUCCGAAAUCCUAAAGCAUCGCAGCCUCGUUGGCAGCAUCACACCUACCUCGACCAUGGAGCAAACGUACAUGAGGAGGAAGAGGAGGGGGUGGAGGUGGAACUCAAUGAUGAGGGGUUUGUGGUGAUGAGAAGAAGAAAAAAACCCGACCAUGUGGAAUAUGGAAACUACAGCCCAGAGUCAGAGCCAGCCUGGUUUAUCAUCAACUGCACUCCACAAGAGAUUAGCCAAUCAGCACCUUCUCAUCUGCUGGAGGAUCUUGAUGUAAUCCAGCAGAUUCUCCAGCACAAGGUGUCUGAGGUGGACUCUGACACACGAGGCCCGCCUUAUGACUCACUUCAGACAUAUGCCUAUGAAGGCCUUGGGUCCUUGGCAGGGUCAAUCAGUUCCUUAGGCCUGAAUUCAGCAGUGCCAGAAUUUAACUGUGCUGAUUUAGAUGACUGGAUGCCAGACAUUCAGUUAUUGGACGAAACAGCUGCAGAUUAG